Molecule: messenger RNA, 2314 nt
Organism: Drosophila ficusphila
Lineage: Eukaryota; Metazoa; Arthropoda; Insecta; Diptera; Drosophilidae
Gene: modSP
Product: modular serine protease
Exons: 6
Coding region: 188-2068 (626 amino acids)
Biological process (GO): proteolysis
Cellular component (GO): plasma membrane
Molecular function (GO): protein binding; serine-type endopeptidase activity
Source: RefSeq, a predicted model, not a curated record
CUUGAAUAUUCCUCGGAUCAGUUCCCUUUGUGAGCUCGCUCUGAGUUGUUCUAAGCCCGGCGGCACGUGCUUCCCCCUUGAAAUUUAUCAGUACGCACUUAAUUUAAUACUGAGUACUUAUGUGAGUGUCUUGUGCUCUCCAGUGCAUUAAUGGUGCCUAAGAAACAUUAAGUUUAACCCAGUGAACAUGCGAUUUAAAACGUUUUUAUCAAACCUCCUGUUCCUCUGCGUGGUCUCAUUGAGGCUCAGAACGAUUUUUGGGGAUUGCAACUUAUCCGAGUUUGAGUGCGACAAUGGGAAUUGCAUUUCGCGGUUCGACGUCUGCAAUGGCGAGAGGAACUGCCCCGAUGGAUCGGAUGAGACGGCGCUGACUUGCAUUUCCCAGCGGAAGUUUUGCUCCAAGCCGUACUUCCAGUGCACCUAUGGAGCAUGUGUGAUCGGGACAGCGGGAUGCAAUGGAGUCCCCGAGUGUGCCGAUGGCUCCGACGAAACCAGGUUGAGAUGCGGAAACGAGGACGAUGUCCGCCAGCACGAACGCCGUCUUCAGGGGAAUUGCCAAGACAACGAAUUCAAGUGCCCCUCGGGAAUCUGCCUGGAUAAAGGCAACUUCCUGUGCGACGGCAAGGACGACUGUGCGGAUGGCACGGGAUUCGACGAGUCGGUGGAGCUGUGUGGCCACAUGGAGUGUCCGGCAUACUCCUUCAGGUGCGGCACAGGUGGCUGCAUCUCGGGAUCGCUGUCGUGCGACGGCAAGAACGACUGCUUCGAUGGCUCCGACGAGGCUCCCCUGCUGUGCAACACCACCAAGAAGGUAACGACUCCCGUGCCAGUGGAGACUCCGCUAGAACAUCAGGGCUGCCCCCUGCCCAUUGGCGAUGAGAGACCCAUCUUGACGGGCAAUGGCAACCGCAUCCUUAACGGUCCCAUCACCCGGGGAACUGUGCGCUUCUCCUGCAAACAGGGCUUUGUCCUCGAGGGUGAGGAGUCAAGUUAUUGCGCCAAGAACAAGUGGAGCACGAACACGAUUCCGAAAUGCGUGAAAUACUGCACCUCUGCUGGCGAGUUCGAAGGCUACUCCACCAAGGCACUGUGCACCCACAACGGUCAGGAGGUGGACUGCAGGAAGCCAUUCCAUCCUCCAGGAACCGAGGUGAAAUUCGUCUGUGCCACAGGAUUCAAGACCCGCAGCCGUCUGCCGGAUAUGAAGUGCAUGAAGGGCGGCUAUUGGAACAGGGUACGCCAGCGGUGCGAGCAGGACUGUGGCCAGAUAGCCACGCCCAUAAAGAGCUUCUCGGCCAAUGGUUACACCAUUAACAACACGGUGGUUCCCUGGCACGUCGGACUGUACGUUUGGCACAACGAGAAGGACUACCACUUCCAGUGCGGAGGAUCCUUGGUUACUCCCGAUCUUGUGAUAACCGCCGCCCAUUGCGUUUACGACGAGGGCACCCGACUGCCCUACAGCUACGACACUUUCCGGGUGAUCGCAGCCAAGUUCUACCGCAACUACGGAGACAUCACGCCGGAUGACAAGCGACGGGAUGUGAGGCUCAUCGAAAUAGACCCUGGCUACAAAGGCAGGACGGAGAACUAUUACCGCGAUCUGGCGCUGCUCACCCUCGACGAGCCCUUCGAGCUGAGCCACGUGAUCCGUCCCAUUUGCGUGGACUUCUAUGAAUAUGCGGAUAAGGAGGCAGUAACGAAUGGAACGCAGGGAAAGUUCGCCGGCUGGAGCAUCGAGAAUAAGCACGAGUUGCAGUUUGUGCCGGCGCUUUCCAAAUCGCACGCGGAGUGCCGGAAAAAUCUGGCAGACAUUCAGGCCGACAAGUUCUGCAUCUUCACCCAGGGAAAAUCGUUGGCCUGCCAGGGCGACAGUGGUGGUGGAUUCACCUCCGCCGACCUGCCGAUCAACGUCCGGAACACCGAUCGCCACUUUCUCUUGGGGGUGAUCAGCAAUGCUCCCAAUGCGGAUCAGUGCGCCCACAGCCUCACUGUGAUGUCCAACAUCCAAUGGUUCCAGGACCUCAUCCAGAAGGCGAUCCAUAGAAGCGAAGAUACCAGGGCAUGAGUUUCCAGAAUAGUUAAGCUCAAUGUGAUUAGAAUAGAUUUAAGUGCAGAGUUCCGCCGGCCAUAAUUGUUUGAUUACGGAAACAUUAAAUAUCGAAUUAAAUUGAUCCCAAGAAGGGCAGAUUUUGUAAGCGAUGUAACUUUCCUUAUUAGUAAUUUAAAACAUGAUUUGACCACAUCACGCUUACAGUUUUAAGAGUGUUUGUAAUGAGCUUAAAUUUAAAAUACACUUUAUGAAUAUAUUAGA